GCUUGCUGUGGCUUUAUUCUGGUCAACCUCUCGAAGUAAUCCCCUGGCUUGCCUAAUGGUAGAUGCACUCGGAUCGCUUCCCAUGUCACCAACUAAUCUGAACUCGAUAGGCCAAGUCGUAUAUUUAAUAUAUUCUGGAGGUUGAGCUCGUGACUCUAGCUUCGGAGGAUGCAGAUGAGAAAAUGCAUGAUGAAGCUCAGCAGAUGCUGUUGUGCCUGUUUGACAAGAUUCAUUCAGACAACAGAUGACACAAGGGAUUCCAAGGCUUAUCAGACGCUGGUGCGCCUAUUCGAUGGAGACAACAUGACCAUCCUCAAGCAUUUAAUCUAUGCCAAGAACGACAUACAGCCGCUGGUGGACGGUACCACAAGAUUGAGGGUCAGCCUCGAAGUGCUGAGAAAGAAAACAGUGUUGCUACUAAUAUCAGAUCUUGACAUCGCCAUUGAAGACAUAGAAUUUCUCAAUUACAUCUACAGAGAGUAUCAUGCAAGGCCUGAGAACCAGUUUGAAAUGGUGUGGCUUCCAAUUGUGGAUAUCGAUCCAAAAUCAGCUGCUUCGGAUAUGACCCAUCAGCAGAAAUUCGAGGAGCUGCAAAGCAUCAUGCCAUGGUACACUGUCCACCACCCUUCAAUCCUUGAACCAGCCGUGAUCAGGUACAUAAGAGAGGAGUGGCGUUUCUCAAAGAGGGUCAUCAUAGUAGCUCUGGAUCCACAGGGGAGGUUGGCGAGCCCCAAUGCCCUCCACAUGAUCCGGAUAUGGGGAAAUUUGGCCUUCCCUUUCACUAAGGAACGAGAGGAAGCGCUGUGGAGGGAGGAGAGUUGGACACUCAAGCUGAUCAUUGAUGGCUUAGAUGACGGGACUAUGGAGGAAUGGGUGAGACAAGGAUCAUACAUUUGCCUAUUUGGAGGUGAGGACCUUGAAUGGAUCAGGAAGUUAACAGCCACAGCCAAAGAAGUCGCUAAGAUUGCUGGUAUCAUGCUGGGAAUGGUAUACGUGGGAAAGAGUAAUUCAAAGGAAGGAGUGCGGAGAACAGCUGCGACGAUCACCUCAGAGAAACUGAGUUACUGCUGGAAUGACCCCAGAUUCUUCUGGCUCUUCUGGGCUAGACUCGAGAGCAUGCUCCACUCAAAGGUGCACCUCGGGAACUCCAUCGAAAACGACCCUUUACUGCCACGGAUCCAGACGAUACUCAACUUUGGCUUGAGCGACGAAGGAUGGGCGGUUUUCUGUCAGGGUGUAGGGCCGGACAUGGUGGAAGCCGAGGGCAACAUUGUCCUAGAGAACAUAGAGGAGUUCGAUAAGUGGAAGGACGAUGCAAAUCAGAAGGGUUUCGUUAAUGCACUGAGAGACCAUCUAAUACAGAAGCAUCUGAUGCGCCUGUUUGACGAGAUUCAUUUGGACAACUUGACCAUGCUCAAGCAUUUAAUCUAUGCCGAGGACGACAUACAGCCGCUGGUGGACGGUACCACAAAAUCGAGGGUCGGCCUUGAAGUGCUGAGAAAGAAAACAGUGUUGCUACUAAUAUCAGAUCUCGACAUUUCCUUUGAAGACAUGGAACUUCUCGACCACAUCUACAGAGAGUCUCGUGCAAGGCCUGAGAACCAGUUCGAAAUAGUGUGGCUUCCAAUUGUGGAUAUCGCUCCAAAAUCAGCUGCUUGGGAUAUGACCCAUCAACAGAUUUUCGAGACGCUGCAGAGCAUCAUGCCAUGGUACACUGUCCACCACCCUUCGAUCCUUGAACCGGCCGUGAUCAAGUACAUAAGAGAGGAGUGGCGUUUCUCAAAGAGUAUCAUCAUAGUAGCUCUGGAUCCACAGGGGAGGUUGGCGAGCCCCAAUGCCCUCCACAUGAUCCGGAUAUGGGGAACUUUGGCCUUCCCUUUCACCAAGGAGCGAGAGGAAGCGCUGUGGAGAGAGGAGAGUUGGACACUCAAGCUGAUCAUUGGUGGCUUAGACGACGGGACUAUAAAGGAAUGGGUGACACAAGGAUCAUCCAUUUGCCUAUUUGGAAGCGAGGACCUUGAAUGGAUCAGGAAGUUCACAGCCACAGCCAAACAAGCCGCUAAGACUGAUGGUAUCACGCUGGAAAUGGUAUAUGUGGGAAAGAGCGAUUCCAAGGAACGAGUGCAGCGUAUAGCUGCAAUGAUCACCUCAGAGAAACUGAGUUAUUGCUGGAACGAUCCCACAUUCUUCUGGUUAUUUUGGGCUAGACUCGAGAGUAUCCUCCACUCGAAGGCACAUCACGGGAUCACCAGAAACGACCCUGUAAUUGAUGAGAUCAUGAAGAUUCGCACUUAUGACAAGACCGCCCAAGGAUGGGCUAUUUUGUGCCAAGGUGCGGGGAUGGAGAUGGGCACAGCCAGGAGCGACAUUGCCCUCCUGGACAGCAUGGGGGUGUUCCAUGCACCGACCUAAGAACAUGAUGAGUUUAAAGACUAUAGAAGAGCGGAGUAUCACUGGGAGGUGCACCC
Eucalyptus grandis is the source of this 2468-nucleotide messenger RNA. RefSeq lists its product as uncharacterized. The record is from RefSeq and is a predicted model, not a curated record. The transcript has 5 exons. NCBI's taxonomy places the organism in Eukaryota, Viridiplantae, Streptophyta, Magnoliopsida, Myrtales, Myrtaceae. The coding region runs from base 169 to 2412 and encodes 747 amino acids. Gene Ontology annotation, biological process: phloem development.